Molecule: messenger RNA, 2031 nt
Organism: Vigna umbellata (rice bean)
Lineage: Eukaryota; Viridiplantae; Streptophyta; Magnoliopsida; Fabales; Fabaceae
Gene: GGT4
Product: gamma-glutamyl transpeptidase 4
Biological process (GO): glutathione catabolic process
Cellular component (GO): plasma membrane
Molecular function (GO): glutathione gamma-glutamate hydrolase
Source: RefSeq, a predicted model, not a curated record
AUCACCAUCGGUAUCAUCAUUAUCAUCAAGUUUUCUUUACAAAUAUCUUCGUUCUGAACGAACCUUUUGUCGAGCACUCACCACACACCAUCAUGGAUUCUCCUUUGUUAUUGAAAUCCCAAGUUUUGCCUUACAAACACAAAUGGAUCAAAAUCAUCUUCUGCGCAUUCGUGGCUGCCACAAUUGUUGGAGUAGUAGUCAAAGACAGCACCAGUUAUGGAAUACUAUCAGGAGCAGAAAAAUAUAAUGAAGGGUUGACAACCAGUGAUGAAGAUAUUGUAGAAUCAGAUGUGGGAGUUGUUGCAACUGAUGAUGCUCGAUGUUCUGCAAUUGGUGUUUCAUUGAUUAAGCAGGGUGGACAUGCUGUGGAUGCUGCAGUGGCGGCUGCAUUGUGCAUUGGCGUUGUUCUCUCAGCAUCAAGUGGCAUAGGGGGUGGCGGUUUCAUGGUUGUUCGAUCUUCUUCAACCUCCCAAACACAAGCUUUCGACAUGAGAGAAACUGCUCCUGCAGCUGCUUCACAGAAUAUGUAUGAGAAAAAUCUCAAGGAUAAGAGCUUAGGUGUAUUGUCAAUGGGAGUUCCUGGUGAAUUGGCAGGCUUUCAUGCAGCUUGGUUAAAGCAUGGACGAUUUCCAUGGAAGACCUUAUUCCAACCAGCUAUAGAACUUGCUAAAAAAGGUUUUGAAGUGUCUCCUACUCUUGGAGAUUUCAUAGCUAAAGAUGCCAAAAAGAUAUUGGAUGAUCCUGGGUUAAGAAAGCUAUAUGCACCCGAAGGAACUUUGCUGAAAGAAGGGGAUGUGUGUAAAAAUGAGGAACUCGGUCGCACCUUGGAGGUAGUGGCAGAGCAAGGACCACAAGCUUUCUACAAUGGUACCAUUGCUGAAAAGUUAGUGAAGGAUGUCAAAGAGGCUGGUGGAAUUUUAACAAUGGAAGAUCUACGCAAUUACAAGGUGGAAAUAGCAGAUGCAAUGACUCUGAAUGUGAUGGGAUACACCAUAUAUGGAAUGCCACCUCCUUCGUCUGGAACACUUGCUCUUUCACUGGUUCUAAACAUCUUGUACAGUUAUGGAGAUCCUAAUGCUGCAAGGGGAAAUCUUGGUCUACAUCGUCUAAUAGAAGCUCUGAGAUUCAUGUUUUCUGUUAGAAUGAACUUGGGUGACCCUAACUUCGUUGAAAACAUUGAUGAUACUAUAUCCAAAAUGCUUUCCCCAUCUUUUGCCAAAGAAAUUCAGCAAAUGAUUUUUGAUAACACUACUUUCCCUCCAGAGUACUAUAUGGGCAGGUGGAGUCAACUGAGAGAUCAUGGAACAAGUCAUUUGUGUAUUGUUGAUGCUGAUAGAAAUGCUGUAUCACUAACAUCAACAGUAAACUAUCAUUUUGGAGCUGGGUUUCGUUCUACUUCUACUGGUAUUGUGGUCAACAAUGAGAUGGAUGACUUCUCUGCACUCACUGAAAUAUCCCCUGAUAAGCUGCCUCCAGCUCCAGCAAAUUUUAUUGAACCAAACAAAAGACCACUGUCUUCCAUGACUCCUCUUAUCGUCACAAAGAAUGACGAGUUGGUUGGGGUGCUUGGAGGGAGCGGUGGAAUGAACAUUGCUCCAGCAGUGAUUCAAGUCUUUGUUAAUCAUUUCAUCUUGGGAAUGAAACCCUUGGAUGCAGUUCUGAGCCCAAGGAUCUAUCACAAGCUAAUACCAAAUGUAGUUAGUUAUGAGAAUUUGACUGCACUGAACGGUGAUCACAUUGAGCUUUCUAAAGAAAGAAGGAUUUUCCUGGAAGAAAGAGGUCAUGUACUGAGUGAGUGUGGAGCUUUAGCUAUCACUCAAUUUGUUGUUCAAAAUCCGAAAACUGCAACUGACAUGAAUAGGAAAAUUGGUAAAAACAUCAACUUACAAUCAAAGCAUGGUACUCUUAUUGCCGUAAGUGAUCCUCGAAAAGGUGGAUGUCCGGCUGCUGUUUGAUUGUAUCGAUCAAUUCAGAUUCAAAAUUGUACAAUACAGACAUUUCAGAACAAAAUACAAAUUUUUUAGGCAUUAA